Molecule: messenger RNA, 1038 nt
Organism: Antechinus flavipes (yellow-footed antechinus)
Lineage: Eukaryota; Metazoa; Chordata; Mammalia; Dasyuromorphia; Dasyuridae
Product: pre-mRNA-splicing factor RBM22-like
Exons: 1
Coding region: 4-1038 (344 amino acids)
Cellular component (GO): U2-type catalytic step 2 spliceosome; Prp19 complex; U2-type catalytic step 1 spliceosome
Molecular function (GO): U6 snRNA binding; pre-mRNA binding; metal ion binding
Source: RefSeq, a predicted model, not a curated record
AAGAUGGCGACGUCUCUGGGCUCCAACACCUACAACAGGCAGAACUGGGAAGACGCAGACUUCCCUAUUCUGUGUCAGACGUGCCUUGGAGAAAAUCCUUACAUCCGGAUGACCAAAGAAAAAUAUGGAAAAGAAUGCAAAAUUUGUGCCAGGCCGUUCACAGUGUUCCGCUGGUGCCCCGGUGUUCGCAUGCGUUUUAAGAAGACUGAAGUGUGCCAAACCUGCAGCAAGCUAAAAAAUGUAUGUCAGACCUGCCUUUUGGACCUAGAAUAUGGCUUACCUAUUCAGGUCCGUGAUGCAGGACUAUCCUUUAAGGACGACAUGCCUAAAUCUGAUGUGAACAAAGAAUAUUAUACCCAGAAUGUUGAACGAGAGAUUUCUAACUCUAACGGAACUCGGCCAGUUGGUGUUCUUGGAAAAGCUACAGCUCCAAGUGACAUGCUGCUUAAAUUGGCUCGGACGACCCCUUAUUAUAAACGGAAUCGUCCUCACAUUUGUUCCUUCUGGGUGAAAGGAAAAUGUAAAAGAGGAGAGGAGUGUCCAUAUAGACACGAGAAGCCUACAGACCCUGAUGAUCCUCUUGCUGAUCAGAACAUCAAAGAUCGAUAUUAUGGCAUUAAUGAUCCUGUGGCAGAUAAGCUUCUAAAACGGGCUUCAACAAUGCCUCGCCUGGACCCUCCAGAUGAUAAGACCAUAACCACUCUGUAUGUUGGUGGUCUGGGAGAUACAAUUAGUGAGACGGAUCUCAGAAAUCACUUUUACCAGUUUGGUGAGAUCCGAACAAUAACAGUUGUACAGAGACAACAAUGCGCUUUCAUCCAGUUUGCUACAAGGCAAGCUGCAGAGGUGGCUGCGGAGAAGUCCUUCAAUAAACUGAUUGUAAAUGGGUGCAGGCUUAAUGUGAAAUGGGGAAGAUCUCAAGCAGCCAGAGGAAAAGAAAAAGAAAAAGAAGGAACCACAGACUCUGGACAGGAACAGAUUUUACCUCUCCAGGGGCUUAAUUCCAGCCUAUGGGUCCCUUGCCUCUGGACACAGUAG